GUCUUGUGGGCGGGGCCAAACAGGAGGCGGGCGGUGCCGCGCGUGCGCAGGAGGCUGAGGCGGGCGGUGAAGCGGCGGCGGCGCCGGGCGGACGCGGCGGCGAUGGAGCCGGGAUACGGCGGCUAUGGCUCCUGGAGCACCGGGGCCACCGGCACCCAGGGUUCCUACGGCACCAACACAGCCAGCUGGCAAGGCUAUGAAGGCUACGAGUUCUACACCCCGCAGAGCUCGGCCCCCACGGGAGCCUCCUACAGCUACGGGGGAGGGGCGGCCGGGGGCGCCUCCUGGGACCCCCCCAAGGCUGAGCUGGGCCUGGGCUCCUCCGAGGGGUCCGGCAGCGCCCUGGGGCUGGGGGCUGGGGCCGCCUUCGGCUCGGGAUCCACCUUCGGAUCGGGAUCCACCUUCGGGUCCGGAUCCACCUUCGGCUCGGGAUCCACCUUCGGAUCGGGAUCUGGAGCUGCUUUUGGGUCGGGUUCCACCUUCGGGUCAGGAUCUGGAGCUGCCUUCGGGUCGGGAUCCACCUUCGGAUCGGGAUCUGGAGCCGCCUUUGGAUCGGGAUCUGGGACUGCCUUCGGAUCGGGAUCUGGGACUGCCUUCGGAUCGGGAUCUGGAGGCACAUUUGGGUCAGGAUCUGCAGGAUCCACCUUUGGAUCGGGAUCUGGAGCUGCCUUUGGGUCAGGAUCUGGAGCUGCCUUUGGAUCAGGAUCAGGAACCACUUUUGGCUCAGGAUCUGCUGGAUCCACCUUCGGCUCAGGAUCAGGAACCACCUUUGGCUCAGGAUCAGGAGCUGCCUUCGGCUCAGGAUCAGGAACCACCUUUGCCUCAGGCUCAGGACCCGCUUUUGCCUCAGGAUCCACUUUUGGCUCAGGAUCAGGAACUGCUUUUGGCUCGGGAUCUGCGUUUGGCUCGGGAUCCACCUUUGCCUCGGGCUCAGGAUCCACCUUUGCCUCGGGCUCCACCUUCAGCCAGGGCUCGUCCUCGGGCCCGGCCGAGCCCGGCUCCAACCCCGACUCCAUCAUCGCCAAGAUCAACCAGCGCCUGGACCUGCUGGCCAAGGAGGGCAGCCCGGGGGAUGGCCCCGAGCAGCACCACAGCUCCUUCCGCUUCGACUCUCUGGGCGCCUUCUCCUCUCGGGACUCUCGGGACGCGUUCCGCGCCUCGCUGCCGCUGCCCGAGGCGCUCCCGGAGCGGGACGAUCCCUUCGGGCCCCGGCCCGGGGAGCCGUCCCGCCGCCCCCCGGGGCUGCCGCGGGGCUCGCCCGGCGGCUCCCGGGGCCGCUGCCCGCCGCGGGGCCGGCGGCUCCCGGAGCCCUUCCCGGGGGGCUCCCGCGGCUGGAGCGAGCCGCCCUUCCCGGGCGGCCGCGCCUCGCGCCCGCUGCCCUCGCUCUUCUCCCAGGCGCUCGACUACCCCGGCGACUACCCCGACUACCCCGGCGACUACCCCGGGGAUUAUCCCGGGGAUUUCCCCGGGGAUUAUCCCGAUUUUCCGGGCGAUUAUCCCGACUAUCCCGGCGAUAUGCUGGGAAUGCCCCCCCUGGGCCGCGGCCCCUACGGGAUGAGGAGGAGGGACAGGAUGGGAGCCCUGCCCUGGAACGGCCUCAGCAUGGGCCGGCGCCGGGGGCUGCGCGCUCGCUCCGGGGGGCGCUGGGAGCCGGAGGGGCCCCGCAAGCGGAAACGCUCCGGGAACAACGACGGCACCGAGCCCGGCAACGACGGGAAUGACGCUGGGAACGACGGGAAUGACGCCGGGAAUGACGCCGGGAAUGACGCCGGGAAUGACGCCGGGAAUGACGGGAACAACGACGGGAACGACCCCGGGAACACCGAGGGCGGCGAGGAGCCCAAACAGCCCCGCAGCGACAGCGACUCCGAGCACGGAGAUGAAGGGGAAGGAGAUGAGAAAUCCUUGGACGAGGCAGACAAAGGCUCGGAGGAGGAGGACGAGGAGGUGAAGAAGAAGCGGGAGAAGCAGCGGAGGCGCGACAGGAUGAGGGACAGGGCCAUGGACAGGAUCCAGUUUGCCUGCUCGGUGUGCAAGUUCCGCAGCCUGGAGGAGGAGGAGCUGCAGCGGCACCUGCAGAGCAAAUUCCACCGGGACACGCUGCGCUACAUCGGCACCAAGCUGCCCGACAAAACCGUCCAGUUCCUGCAGGUACAGGAAAAAUUGGGGAAUUUGCCUGGAAUUUGGCACUUCCGGGAUGAUCCUGGAUUUUUGGGGAUUUUUCCCUGAUUUUUUGGGAAUUUU
This is a messenger RNA of Passer domesticus (house sparrow), 2244 nucleotides long. RefSeq names its product A-kinase anchor protein 8-like. Gene Ontology annotation, molecular function: DNA binding; protein kinase A regulatory subunit binding. The transcript is spliced from 9 exons. NCBI's taxonomy places the organism in Eukaryota, Metazoa, Chordata, Aves, Passeriformes, Passeridae. Bases 103 to 2229 code for a protein of 708 amino acids. The record is from RefSeq and is a predicted model, not a curated record. Gene Ontology annotation, cellular component: nucleus; nuclear matrix.